GUCAAAAUAUUUUGAGGGAUACCACGUGCAGUACAGUGCUGUACCAUUAAAUCGAAUAUUUAUCAGCUAAAAUAACAUUCGUUUUCGAUGGUUGAGGCAAUCAAUGGCAACGUCCAAGAGGACAUCCCCGCUUUACGGCUGCUCGUUGAGAUGAACAACAAUGUUAAUCAAGUUACCGAUUUGGUUGAAACUAUGAUACAGAAAGUGAAGAGCGGAGAAGUCAAUACGGAACAUGGCAUCAGUUUCUUGACGGUGAAAUAUCAGAUGCUGCUCAACUAUCUAAUUAAUCUGACGUACGUGGUGCUGAGGAAAAGCUCAGGACGGACAAUUGAAAAGGAUCCGGCCAUCGAUCGAUUGAUUGAAAUCCGAACGGUACUGGAGAAGAUACGGCCGAUAGACUACAAACUGAGGUACCAAAUCGACAAGAUAGUAAAGACCGCAGUUACUGGCACCAGCAACGCUCUCGAUCCCAAUUCGUUCAAGGCCAAUCCGGGUAAUCUAAUGUCACAAGCGAUGAGUGACGAUGACAACAGUUCGGAUACUGACGAUGACGAAGAGACCGGCAAAACGACGAAAGCAGCUCGCAAUAAGUCAAAAGGCGUAAAUAAAAGCGCUGUCUACGUCCCUCCGAAGUUAAGUGCCGUUCAUUACGAUGCAGAUGAUACCAAAGGCGAACGACAACGUAAACAAAUGGAACGAGCCAAGAAACGUGCAUUCAGUUCGUCGAUCAUCCAGGAUUUGAAAGAGGAAUAUUUGGACAUUCCAACGGAAGAGUCGGCUGGUACGAGAGCGCAGAAGAUUUUGUCCAAAUCGCAAAAGGAGAAGGAGGAGUACGAGGAGACAUAUCUAACCCGGUUGCCUGUUACCAAAGCGGAAAAGCAUCGACACAACAAGUUAACCACUUUGGGUACUUUGGGUGAUGAAGUUACUAAUUUCGGCGGCGCAAAGCCAAGUCAAUCGAAAGGCAAGAAACGGAAACAGACGCCGAAAAAGAAAGGAGGAACAAAGAAGAGAAGAUUUGUUUGAUAUUUUGGUUCAAAAAUAUAAAUUUUGUGUUUUAUAAAACC
Molecule: messenger RNA, 1067 nt
Organism: Bradysia coprophila
Lineage: Eukaryota; Metazoa; Arthropoda; Insecta; Diptera; Sciaridae
Product: neuroguidin
Biological process (GO): maturation of SSU-rRNA from tricistronic rRNA transcript (SSU-rRNA, 5.8S rRNA, LSU-rRNA)
Cellular component (GO): small-subunit processome; nucleolus
Source: RefSeq, a predicted model, not a curated record